This is a messenger RNA of Symbiodinium sp. CCMP2456, 525 nucleotides long. Lineage: Eukaryota; Dinophyceae; Suessiales; Symbiodiniaceae. The record is from the annotation of a GenBank genome assembly.
AUGUUGUAUGACGAGAAGACCAGAGCAGCAGUUCAGAAGAUCCCGCUUCUAAGUGUCAAAGCUGGACCCCGUGAUGAACAGUGGGCUGAGCGCUUGAAAGAAGAGCUCGCAGCAUUGAUUAGAUAUGUACAGAACAACAAGGAGAAUGACAGCGACUGGUUCCAUAUCCUCUCCAAUGAGGAUGGAACGAAAUGGACCGGCACCUGCUGGUAUGUGCACAAUUUGUUAAAAUACGAGUUCAAGCUUCAGUUUGAGAUCCCCGCGGGCUAUCCAGCUGUGCCGAUCGAAUUGGAACUGCCAGAGCUGGACGGAAAGACACCGAAGAUGUACCGUGGUGGGAAGAUUUGUUUGGACAUUCACUUUGCUCCGCUUUGGAGGACAAAUGUGCCGAAGUUCGGCAUAGCACACGCCCUUUCUCUUGCUUUGGGGCCAUGGUUGGCGGCUGAGAUCCCCUACUUGAUCGAAGCCGGCGUUGUCACCCACCAAACCGGGUCUGCCGAGCCUGAGAGACGCGCAGUCGAGUGA